AGAUCAUUGGGCCAACGUUGCUUGGGUAAUGGCCAAAGGAGCUAAAGGAAGUGAGAGAGUGCGAGGACCAGCAAAAGUUUUGCCCAAGCAGGGCGAAGUCAAAAGCAGACCUCUCCUUGUCGUCUCGGCAGUAGUGGCCUCCUUGGCCAUAGCAGUCGCCUGCACCCAUCUCUUCGUUUCUAGCCCCAUAAAUGCCGUCGCCUACCAACUGCCCACACCCCCCGCUUUCGAAGGCGAACUAGCCCCAAAUGGCAGGUUGUCAAAGGCCGAGCUAAUCCUAGAUGAUCAAGUUUAUGGGCCUGAGUGUAUCGCCAUUGAUCGCAAAAGCGACAAGCUGUACACAGGUCUGAGGACUGGUCUCAUCUGUGAGAUUGAUUAUAAGGAAAAGCAGCCAAAAAUCCUUCGGGCUGUUCGGCUCACCUCACUAGAAGGAUGUGACGGAUCAUACAAAUCUAUGGUUAAGUGCGGUCGACCUUUGGGAAUGAGGCUACAUCCAAAAACAAAUGAGCUAUAUGUAUUGGAUGCUUACUUGGGACUAUAUGUGAUCAACUGGAAGACAGAAAAAGUUCGACAACUUUUCGCUGGUGCAGUAUCGAUUACCGAUGAUGACACAGCCAUACCGACUAGGUACCUUAAUGAUUUCGACUUUUUGCCAGAUGGGCGGAUUGUGAUUACGGAGGCCAGCACUAAGUUUGAUGAUAGAGAUUUUAUCUAUGAAUUGCUAGAACAUCGGCCGAAUGGAAGGCUGCUUGUAUUCAAUCCUGCGAAUGAUCAUCUGUCUAUUCUAUCAGACAGGCUUUACUUCCCAAAUGGAGUCGAAGUUGUACGUGGAAAGAUUUUUGUUGCAGAAAUGGGCAUGUCUAGGAUACUCAAGUAUUCCCCAUCUUCCAAAACCGUUGACGUGCUUAUCGACAAUCUUCCUGGAUACCCGGAUAACAUUCGGCAAGCAAAUGAUGGGAAAUUAUGGGUGCCAUUAGCAGCAUUACGUUCGGAUGGGGACAACUGGCUUGCGGCCAGACCAACACUAAGAAACUUGUUGACAAAGCUGCUUUCGCCUCAAGCUGUCAAUGCUAUUGCCGAAUGGAUUUCGAGCAAAUAUGGACUAGUGCUAAAGGUUGAUGUGGAAACAGGAAAAAUCACCGAGUCUCUUCAUGAUCCUGAAGGACGUGUUGCUGACAUCACCACAGCCAUAGAAGAUGGACAUGGGAAUCUACUCCUUGGAAGUGAUGCAAACUACUACCUGGCUAAGCUCAAACUAUGAUCUGUCUUUCUACAUAAAUCACGUGUGAUCUCAUGUUCUCAUAUACGAUAUAAUGAAGCUGCAUAUUUUACUGUG
This is a messenger RNA of Cylicocyclus nassatus, 1336 nucleotides long. Lineage: Eukaryota; Metazoa; Nematoda; Chromadorea; Rhabditida; Strongylidae. The record is from the annotation of a GenBank genome assembly.